GGGUGAAUUACGGUGACAAAGACAUCAUAUUAGCUUCAUGUCGGCCGCCACCUUGAUCAGGCACUGCUAAUCAUUAGAUUUUUCGUCAGCCAGUGUUCACACCAUUUAAUUGGACCACGAUAUGCCUAGGUGUGAAUCUAAGGCCGUUGUAUAAGAGUGGAGCUUUAGUAGAAGGAUGCAGAAUUUAGAUGAAUAUCGGCUAUCGGAAAAAACUGGGGCUAUGCUGGAAUCUCCUCUGCUGAACCUUCCAAAUACUCACGAGGCAUGGAACGCAUUGGUGCAGCGACUGCCUGAAAUGUUCAGCAAGAAAACUGUUCGUGAUGAAGUUCGAAAGCUACCAGUACUCUCACUGGAUGGCCUAAGUAGCCAUGAGGAAUUUCGUUUUGUCCACAAGAUAUUGACGUUCGCUGGUUGUGCUUAUUUAUGGCAAAAUGGUCCUGGAAACGAGCCCGACUCUUUACCAACUCAACUGGCCGUACCACUCGUCGAGUCCUCCAGACGACUUGGUUUGGCGGCGACCAUCACGCAUCAAGACGUUGUGCUGGGAAAUUGUCGCUACAUGGGAGCUAAAAACCUACCGGAAUGCAUUCAUAUUCCAACUAAUCAUGACAGUUGGAAGCCUUUCAUCGAGGCAACCGGCCUCAUUGAGAUAGCUUUUGCCCCUGCCCCUAAGCUCAUGUUGACUGCAAUCAGUUCACAAAAUUCGCUCGACUGUGAUCAAAUCAGCGACUGUCUUCUUCAACUUUCUGAUGUAGUACAAGAAAUGACAGCGUCCCUUAAAAGUUUCUACGGUUAUCUGCGACCAGAAGGGUUUUAUAUGGAUAUUCGCCCUCUUCUGUGCAGUUGGUCAGGUGGUACAAAUGGACAAGGCUUAGUAUACGAAGGUGUACCACUUACAGCAAGUAAACAAAACCAUUUGCAGUGCCCAGGAAGUGAGCCGAAAUGGCUGCGGCUGCAAACUAUCGGGGCCAGUGCAGCUCAGUCGAUAUGUCUUCAGGCGCUGGACGCUUUUCUACAAAUUGUUCAUGAUCCAGUUGAUCAACAAUUUUUUCAUUCUAACCGAGAAUGCAUGAUUGUCGAACAUCGACGAUUUCUGGAGGACCUUGCAAAAUACAGUCGGAUUGGAGAGAUAGGUAAAACCACAGAUGAUGUGAGACUGAGAAUGAAUUACGAAUCACUUACCUCUGCAAUGCGAAAAUUCCGUCUGGCUCACCUCUCUUUGGUGGACAAGUUUAUCAUGAAGCCGGCUAGUGAGCAACCAGCUAAAGUGAAGUCAUUGGAGUCCACUGGAACAGGAGGCCAAAGUUUGAAUGAGUUCCUUCAGCGUGUGCGGAACCAUACACGCUAAAAGUAAUGUUAACACUAUGGCGGAGGCUUAUUUUUCAUUCGGUUGUUUUAUGAGUUCAAAUAGAAUCUCCUUUUGAUUAUC
This is a messenger RNA of Dicrocoelium dendriticum, 1429 nucleotides long. NCBI's taxonomy places the organism in Eukaryota, Metazoa, Platyhelminthes, Trematoda, Plagiorchiida, Dicrocoeliidae. The record is from the annotation of a GenBank genome assembly.